Messenger RNA from Lachancea lanzarotensis, 654 nucleotides. It is a transcript of the gene MRPL16, whose product is annotated as LALA0S09e03554g1_1. Gene Ontology annotation, biological process: mitochondrial translation. The coding region runs from base 1 to 654 and encodes 217 amino acids. The transcript has a single exon. The record is from RefSeq and is a predicted model, not a curated record. Lineage: Eukaryota; Fungi; Ascomycota; Saccharomycetes; Saccharomycetales; Saccharomycetaceae. Gene Ontology annotation, molecular function: rRNA binding; structural constituent of ribosome. Gene Ontology annotation, cellular component: mitochondrial large ribosomal subunit; ribosome.
AUGUUUGUCAGCCUUUUGAAGUCUCGGAGCCAAGUCUCCAGUCCUGGUCUUGUUUUGAGACGCUUCACGCACGAAUAUGCGCCCAGAUUCAAAGAUGUUGGCAAAAGGCAAAAAGGACGAGUUCCUGUACGUGUAGGAGGGUCCACGAAGGGUUCAACGCUCCAGUUCGGCACGUUUGGACUCCGCUUGAAAUCAGAAGGUGUGAGACUGACGGCACAGCAACUAAAGGAGGCCGAUAAUGCUAUUAUGAGAUACGUAAGACCAUUGACAAAUGGUCAAUUGUGGAAAAGACUCUGUACGAAUAUCGCCGUUUGUAUCAAGGGUAACGAAACCCGUAUGGGAAAAGGUAAAGGUGGGUUUGACCACUGGAUGGUUCGUGUACCUACGGGCAAAAUCAUCUUCGAAAUGGGCGGCGAUGAUCUACACGAAAAAGUGGCCCGUGAGGCGUUUAGAAAAGCUGGAACAAAACUGCCAGGUGUUUUCGAAUUCGUUUCUUCAGACUCUCUGGUUAGGGUAGGUUUGAAAAGCUUCAAAAAUACCAAAGACGACCCCGUUGUCAACUACAUGGAGAAGCUGCGUAAGAACCCCACCAAGGCGUUCCUGAACGAACAGAAAUCCAAAUUGCCACAAUACCGAAUGUUUAGAGGACGUUAA